AUGAAAUUAUUAUUGUUUGUGUUGUUCGUAUACACUUAUGCGACAAGUGCACAAUACAGAUAAGCGAUGGAGGAUGUAUGCAUUAAACUACUCUCUAGCUCAAUGAUGACAACUUUGGUCAAACCCUUCUUGAAACCAUUCAAAUGCACAUCUAAUCUGAUGAACCUGUAGGUAAUUUGAUCAACAUGUUAUAAAAUCUUCAAUCAUAAGUGGAGAAAGUGUAAUACAAAGCUGAUGAAUAACAUAAGAGAAUCACUACAAAUUGCAAUAUCAACCUAGAUUAAUUGAAUGACCAAAUCAAUAAUUAUAAAAUUAAAUCUGUUACUCUAAAAUCAUACAUUGACAAUCUAAACCCAAAUGUCAAAUAGAGUGUGGCUACAGUUGAAAGAAAACAAAAGGAAUUAGUAUUUUUACAAAUAAUACAGAUAGGAUGAUUAUAAGCAAGAAUUGAAAUAAGCAGCAGAAAAGAGAGAGAAAGAGCAUAACACCUACGCAACCAUCCUUGAUAACCUUGAAUAAGCCCUAUUUGGUUUCCAUCAAAUUAAAUUGGCAUUCAAUCAAUUUAUCGAUUCUGUACAAAAAGGAUAACGUAAAUUUGAGUCAUUUGUUGAAAUGAAAUAAGUCUUAAAAUAAGUUAAACACACUUACAAACUCGAAGGAUAUAAGCACAUUGUGUAGAUGCUCUAGUCUCUAUCCAAAUAGACAAGCGAAGAAGUAUUAGGUUUCAUAUAUAUUAGGAAGCUUUAAAAUUAGCAAUUCAAUUGAGUGCCAUUCUCAAAUAAAUUGAGUCAUACAUCCAGACUGAACGAACCAGGGAAGACCAAGCAGAAUUGGCAAGGGAAACAGCUUAUAAUGAUUACAAGGCUCAAAUUGCUGAUUUGUUCAAUGAAGCUUCUAAAUCUCUUACUGAAAUGACAGGUAUGAUUUGUGAAUAAAUGAGGGAUAUUGGAUAGUCAGUCUAAUGAAUUGAAGUUGAGUGAGAAUGAAAAGAAAGAGGCAGAUGUUAGAUUGCAAAAUAAAAUGAAAGAGUUUGAUAACAUUCAAGCAGAAUGCUCAAUAUUGGAUUAAGAAUAUUAAUAACAAAAUAGAUAGAGAAAUCAAUAAAGUAAAUUACUUGAUUAAGCAAUUCUAUUAACGACAACUUCAUUAGGACAAUUGAAGAGUGACUUAUUAAAACAUGCUGAAGUUUAUUGACAUAUACAAACCCAC
Messenger RNA from Paramecium octaurelia, 1209 nucleotides. Lineage: Eukaryota; Ciliophora; Oligohymenophorea; Peniculida; Parameciidae. The record is from the annotation of a GenBank genome assembly.